This is a messenger RNA of Equus caballus (horse), 2733 nucleotides long. RefSeq names its product COMM domain containing 7 (gene COMMD7). Gene Ontology annotation, molecular function: NF-kappaB binding. Lineage: Eukaryota; Metazoa; Chordata; Mammalia; Perissodactyla; Equidae. The record is from RefSeq and is a predicted model, not a curated record. Gene Ontology annotation, biological process: negative regulation of DNA-templated transcription; tumor necrosis factor-mediated signaling pathway.
GAGGAGCUCUGCGGCGGCGGGCGGCCGUGGCGAAAGUGCGGCUGCGGAAGCGCGGCGAGGCGGGCGGCGCGGGAGGAAGCUGGGCGGCGGCGGGCGCUCGGGCCGGCGGGCGGGCGCCAUGGGCCGCCUGCACUGCACGCAGGACCCGGUGCCGGAGGCCGUGGGCGGCGACAUGCAGCAGCUGAACCAGCUGGGCGUGCAGCAGUUCUCAGCCCUGACAGAAGUGCUUUUCCACUUCCUAACUGAGCCGAAAGAGGUGGAGAGGUUUCUGGCGCAGCUCUCGGAAUUUGCCACCACCAAUCAGAUCAGUCUCAGCCCCCUCAGAAGCAUCGUGAAAAGCCUCCUUCUGGUCCCUAAUGGUGCCUUGAAGAAGAGUCUCUCAGCUGAGCAGGUCCGGGCCGAUCUCGUGACUCUGGGUCUUAAUGAGGAGAAAGCCACUUACUUUUCUGAAAAGUGGAAGCAGACUGCCCCCACCCUUGCUCGAUGGGCCAUAGGUCAGACUCUGAUGAUUAACCAGCUGAUAGACAUGGAGUGGAAAUUUGGAGUGACAUCUGGGAGCAGUGAACUGGAAAAAGUGGGAAGUAUUUUUUUACAAUUAAAGUUGGUGGUUAAGAAAGGAAAUCAAACUGAAAAUAUAUAUAUCGAAUUAACCUUGCCUCAGUUCUACAGCUUCCUGCACGAGAUGGAGCGAGUCAGAGCCAGCAUGGAGUGUUUCGGCUGAUUUCUGUCCCCCUGCAUCUCCGCUGUGCCCCCUUCUCUUCCGCAGUGACCACCCUGAGAGGCACCCACUCCCGGGCUUGCAGGGCCUGAUCUGUCCCUGCUUCCUCCUCGGAGCCCAGGUGCAAAGGUUUCUGAAAAACAACAGGAUUAAGUGCUCAAAGGGCCCUACACAAUUACCUGUGAACUCUCUGUGAGGGAACCUCCACCGCCUCUCUCCCAGGACCCUUUUGAUGUUCAGACGGCUUUUGCAUCUCAGAUUCAGGGGAGGAAAUAAAUUGAGUCCCUCCUUACCCCCAUCAAAGUUCCAGAGUAAAUAAAUGGUUCCAUCACUCAAGAUACGCGCUGAUCACCCUUCCCACAAAAAACCAUGGGCUUGUUUAUGGCUGAGGAAGAGGCUGUGAGUGACGCCUGUGGGGAGCCCCCAGCCACGUCUCUACCAUGUGUUUGUGGUGCUGCGUUGCUCAGCGGUUGUUAGUGGGGCACCUGUGUAUAAAUACGUGCUCGGUCUCCUCUGACAAGAACGGAGGCUGACCUCUGUCCUCGUUUCUGGUUUGCCCUGUUGUGUUGUAAUGAGGUGGGCCUUUUGAGGCUAUUUUAGCUUGUCUAGCUGACCCUCUCUGUUGGUUAGAUGAUGAAUAAAACAGGUUCUGGGGAAAAGGCCAGAAUCCAGUUGUCUCUGUGCGUGGAUUGAAGUCAUCUGCCUUGCAGAGAGCUCGUGCUCUGAUCUUCAGAAAUUGUCUUCCUGGUCGGGGGUCUCUAGCGAAAUUAGCUGUGGUCCCAAGAUGGAAUUUGUAAGAGCAGUUCAGGGGAAUUUGGGUUCAAAACAUCGUGAACAGCAGAGCAUACGACUGCUGUGUGUUCAGAUGACUUCAGCCCCCACCCUCGCACGUGACUUCUCCCCUCCCCCCCUUCCUCAGAAUUUUUUAAAAGUUUUGAAUAGAUGAUACAUGCCAUGAUUCAGAAGCUGCAGUGUACAGAAUUCCUCUUCCCCUCCGUUCCCUGCUGCCCCUCCCCAGAGGCAACCACUGUUACUAGUUUAUCCUCUCUGCUUCUAGGAAGAGUUCAUGCAUUUGCACAUAGUCACAGAGUUUGACUUUUCUUCCCGCAUAGACAGUAGUGUCCUAUACCUUAUUCACACAGCAUCCCGCACCUUGUACACACAGCAUCCCAUACCUUUUACACACAGCAUCCCACCCCUUGUACACCCAGCAUCCCACCCCUUGUACACACAGCGUCCCACCCCUUGUACACACAGCGUCCCACACCUUGUACGCACAGCAUCCCACCCCUUGUACACCCAGCAUCCCACCCCUUGUACACCCAGCGUCCCACCCCUUGUACACCCAGCGUCCCACCCCUUGUACACACAGCGUUCCACACCUUGUACACACAGCGUCCCACCCCUUGUACACACAGCAUCCCAUACCUUGUACACACAGCAUCCCACCUCUUGUACACACAGCAUCCCACACCUUGUACAUACAGCGUCCCACCCCUUGUACACACAGCGUCCCACACCAUGUGCACACAGCACCCUGUACCUUAUACACACAGCAUCCCAUACCUUGUACACACAGCACCCUGUACCUUAUACACACAGCAUCCCAUACCGUGUACACACAGCAUCCCACACCUUGUACACACAGCGUCCUGUCCCUUGUACACACAGCAUCCUGCCCCUUGUAUACACAGUGUCCCGCACCUUGCUUUUUUCAUUUAACUUGGGAAUCAUUCCAUAUCAGACCAGGGAGAGCAACCUCAUUCUUUGUAACAGAUACACCAUGUUUCUUCGAAGGGGUGAUUCAUGUAACUGGUUUCCUGCUGAUAGGUGUUUAGGGUGUUUCCGUUCUUUUUCUCUUAUAAACAGUGCUGCAGCUGAAUGUUUCGUAUGUGGUCACUGCAUGCGUGGAGGUAUAUUGAUAAGGUAGAUAUGUGGAUGUGGAAUUGCUGGCUCAAAGAAUAUGUGCACUAAUCAAAGAACGUAAAAAGGAAUAAAGCAAAAACGUCCCUCUA